This is a messenger RNA of Prunus avium (sweet cherry), 522 nucleotides long. The record is from RefSeq and is a predicted model, not a curated record. Lineage: Eukaryota; Viridiplantae; Streptophyta; Magnoliopsida; Rosales; Rosaceae.
AUGGCGUCUACUGUGUUAUGUUGCGUUGUUGCUUGGGUGGUUGAGAUCCACAGGAUUAGGAAAGUUAUGAGGGCAGGGCUUGAAGAUGACACUUCAGAAAGUACUAUUUCUAUGAGCAUGUUUUGGUUGGUUCCACAGUUCUUCCUGUUAGGACUUAUGGAAGGGUUAGCCGUAGAUGGAUUGAUUGAUCUUUUGGCUGAUAGAGUGGACGAGAAGGAUAAAGAAAUGGCUAAGCAUUAUGGAUCCCACACCAGCGACUUAGUCGUGGGGAUUGGAAAGUUAUUAACCGCUCUUAUUAUCUUGGCAUUUAGGCAAAGAUGGUUCAAUGACAACAUAAAUCUGAGUCGUCUGGUCAAGUAUUACAGACUGCUAACGGUUCUAAGUCUCAUUAGCUUCGUCUACUACUUGUGUGUUGGCUUUUACUUUUAUAGAAAGGAUAAGGAUGACACACAAAACUCUGCCACUGAAGAACAUGAACAAGGCCAUAAUGGAAGUGGAAAUAUGGAAAUGGCGACUGUUUAG